This is a messenger RNA of Lotus japonicus, 1521 nucleotides long. RefSeq lists its product as uncharacterized. The record is from RefSeq and is a predicted model, not a curated record. Bases 23 to 751 code for a protein of 242 amino acids. Lineage: Eukaryota; Viridiplantae; Streptophyta; Magnoliopsida; Fabales; Fabaceae. The transcript is spliced from 2 exons.
GUGCACAUGCAAAACUCAAAGCAUGCAUCUAAAGAUAGCAAAAGUGACAUGUGUGCGGCUUGGGCAGCUAUACAUAGGUGCACACUUCUCCAACAUACAAAGAUUAAUGCUGCUUUUCAAGCAAGUAUAUUUAUUCAUCAGGGAGCAUACAUUCAAGGAGAAGUUGUAUGACAACUUGCGUGGUCUAGUGUCAAGAUAUGCACUUAUUGUGAUUGUAAAGGAGAAAACGCGUGUGGAAAAAUGCAGUUGUACUAUCAAGAGGACGCACAACCUCCCUUGUUCAUGUCAGCUUGCGAUCAUGACUUCUAUUCCAUUGACGACAGUUGACCAACAUUGGAGGAGGCUUACAACAACAGUUGCACCUGAUGAAUCCCAACCUGAUAUGGGAUUGAGCAUUACAACAGAGUUGGAGGUCAUUGCGAAGAUGUUUGAAGAGGCUAAUGUUCCGAGGAGAAAAGCUAUCAAAGAGAGGCUUCGAGAGAUUGCAUACCCAAAUCAGACUUCUUUGUUUCCUCCUCCAAACAAGUUGUCUACAAAGGGUCGGCCUGGUGAACUUAAGGGUUCAAUCAGACGUCUUCCUUCAAAGUGGGAGAAUGUUGAUAAUCUAGUAAAGUCACUACAAGCUAGAAACUCACCUGGGCUUCUUAGCAGUAAGGUCACUAAGGUGCCUAAACCCCGCUCAACAAAGCGGAAGAGCUUAACAUCGAAACAAUCUGCACCAAAGAAGAAAGGCAAGAGGAUGGCAAGCUAGAUACCUGGGUUCCCCCACCGGCCCCUAAACCCAAAGUUUACUAAGCCAACUACAUUCAUGAAGUGCCCGAAUUCCUCUGUGAACAUGUAAUUGACAUUGUGAAUGUUGACGAUGAUGAGAAUUGUGGAUAUAGAUGCAUUGCUUCUUUGAUGGGCAAGGGGGGAAUAACUGUCACGAAGUUCUGCACGAAAUGAUAAGGGAGCUUACAUCACGCAAGGCAGUUUACCUUGAUUUGUAUACCACAAACAAACAUUACAAUCAGGUACUACAAGCCUUGCAUCCUGCUCCGAGGGAGAUUGCAACAAUGGACAAGUGGUUAAGCAUGCCUGAUAUGGGCCACAUUAUUGCUACGAUGUACCAGUGCCACAUCCGUCAGAGCACCAGAUUGUCAGCUAAGGGGUGCUCCACAUACCUUCCUCUCACCGGUCCAGUGCCACAUUCGUCAGAGCACCAGAUUGUAUGUUUGCUCCUUGUCAACAACAACCAAUGGGCGCAUAUGUCAAGUGACUUUCCUUUGUCGGUGAUUAAUCCACAAUGACGUUAUCAUUGUACCGUUGAAGCUCGUGGUUGGGAGAGACCAUACCUGGAUCGCAUGGUCAGAUUUGUAGAGAACAGACCGCAGAGCGAUGAAGUCGUAGAUCUCGUUGAUGACUAGAUUAUUUAUGUUGUAAUAGUGGAUUUGCAAAUUGCGGUCAUUGUUGUAAUGUAAUGUAACAAUGUAAUAUUAUUAUAAUAAUGUAAGAUGGCCAUUAGCUGUUUCAUUUCCUGCA